This is a messenger RNA of Entelurus aequoreus (snake pipefish), 4392 nucleotides long. RefSeq names its product inositol polyphosphate-5-phosphatase F (gene inpp5f). Gene Ontology annotation, biological process: phosphatidylinositol dephosphorylation; regulation of endocytic recycling. The transcript has 20 exons. The coding region runs from base 371 to 3727 and encodes 1118 amino acids. The record is from RefSeq and is a predicted model, not a curated record. Gene Ontology annotation, cellular component: clathrin-coated endocytic vesicle; early endosome. Gene Ontology annotation, molecular function: phosphatidylinositol-4-phosphate phosphatase activity. NCBI's taxonomy places the organism in Eukaryota, Metazoa, Chordata, Actinopteri, Syngnathiformes, Syngnathidae.
UGAUGACGCUGGAGGUCACGUGUUAUUGUUUGGGGCAGGAAACUGGUGCCUCCUUGAUGGCUCCGGCAGCAAUUUACCGACACACGUCCCUGUUUGUUUAUGCCUUAUUUCCGUCCAACCUGGCUAUGGGGAGGAAUGCGUGUCUAGUGGUGGGGGAGUUGAACCGACAAUAUGCGUACAAAUGGAGCAAACACAGCCGAGGCGGAUCCAGCUGCUAGCUGGCUAAGUAGCUAGUAGCGGCACAGUAGCUCACCGGCCGGAGCGAGCUAGCAGUAGUUAGCCCGGCUAACUACUGUCCACCCCACGUUGACAGUUCUCACGGCUGUUCCUCUAUUUCGUGGCUUAUUUUGUGGAAGGGCGAGGGACAACAAUGGAGCUGUUCCAAGCCAAAGACGAUUAUAUUCUUCAGAACGGGGACUCUGCUCUUUGGUGUAGCCGAAAAGACGGCACCAUGUCAAUCAGACCUGCAACAGACCUGCUGCUUGCCUGGAAUCCAGUAUGUUUGGGUCUAGUGGAAGGUAUCAUUGGAAAAAUACAGCUUCACACAGAUCUUCCUCUUGGUCUUGUAUUAAUCCGACAGAAAGCACUUGUUGGCCAUUUGCCAGGCAACCACAAAGUCUACAAGAUCAUCAAGAUAGCUGUCAUUCCCCUGUCUGAUGAAGAGCCUCAGGAGCUGGAGCUGGAGUUUUGCAAAAAGCAUCACUUUGGAAUUGACAAAUCAGAGAAACUGGUUCAGUCUCCUGAUGAAUCGAAGUUGAUGAAAACAUUAAGCCAGAUCAAAUCUAAUGUGGCUGUUCCCAUCAAGAAAAAGGUAAAGGAAAACAAAGAGAAGGAACGUCUAGAGAGGAGGCUGCUUGACGAACUGUACAAAAUAUUUGUGGACUCGGACUCCUUCUACUAUAGUCCUACCUAUGACCUGACAAACAGUGUGCAGCGCCAAGGAGACUUGCAUGGAUCAAAUUUGCCCCUCUGGAAACAGGUGGACGACCGUUUCUUCUGGAACAAACACAUGAUUCAAGAUCUCAUAGACCUACAGAUCCCAGAAAUAGACUUUUGGGUGAUACCAAUCAUCCAAGGCUUUGUCCAAGUGGAGGAACUUGUAGUGAAUUACGAUACCUCUGAUGAUGAGCGGAGCAGCCCCGAAACCCCACCACAGGAGGUAACUUGUGUUGAUGACAUUCAUCCCCGCUUCACUGUUGCGCUCAUCUCCAGACGUAGCCGCCAUCGAGCAGGGAUGCGAUACAAACGCAGAGGAGUGGAUACAGAUGGCCAUGUGGCUAAUUAUGUGGAGACAGAGCAGUUGAUCCAUGUACACAGCCACACUCUAUCCUAUGUGCAGACUCGUGGCUCAGUGCCUGUCUUCUGGAGCCAGGCAGGGUACCGCUACAAUCCCCGGCCGCGCUUGGAGAAAGAAGAAAAGGAGACCAUGGUGUACUUUGCCUGUCACUUCGACGAGCAGCUUAAACUUUACAAGAAACAGGUCAUCAUCAACUUAGUUGAUCAAAGUGGACGAGAGAAGUUAAUUGGGGAUGCGUAUCUUAAGCAAGUCCUUCUUUACAACAACCCAAACCUCACCUAUGUUUCAUUUGACUUCCACGAGCACUGUCGAGGGAUGAAAUUUGAAAAUGUUCAAACACUGACUGAUGCCAUCUCUGAUAUCAUCACGGACAUGAAGUGGGCCUGGGUGGACCAAGCUGGAGUCAUCUGCAAGCAGGAGGGAAUCUUUCGAGUUAAUUGCAUGGACUGUCUGGACAGGACCAAUGUAGUCCAGGCUGCUAUUGCUCGGGCAGUGAUGGAACACCAGCUGAAAAAGUUGGGUGUGAUGCCUCCAGAGCAGCCCCUGCCUCUCAAAUGUUACAGGAUCUAUCAGAUAAUGUGGGCCAACAAUGGCGACACCAUCAGCAGACAGUAUGCCGGAACAGCAGCACUUAAGGGAGAUUUUACCAGGACAGGUGAGAGAAAACUGGCUGGCGUGAUGAAGGAUGGUGUGAACUCAGCCAACCGCUACUAUCUGAACCGCUUCAGGGAUGCUUACAGACAAUCAGUAAUUGACCUCAUGAUGGGCCUGCCUGUGACAGAGGACCUCUACUCCAUUUUCAGCAAGGAGAAGGAGCAUGAAGAGAAAGAAAAGGAAAGCCAAAGAGGUGCUCAAGAGCAAGUCAGUCUCCUGUUGCAGACAUACAUGCAGCUUCUCCUGCCAGACGAUGAGAAGUUUCAUGGUGGUUGGGCUCUCAUCAACUGUGACAUGAGCCUGAUUGAUGCCUCGAACAAAGAUGUAGAUGUACUGCUGCUUCUGUCCGACAAAGCCUAUUACAUUGCUUUCUAUGAUGAAGAAACCGAUAAAGUCAACCAGUACCAGCGCCUCAAUUUGGAUGGCUUGGACAAGAUUGAAAUUGGUCCAGAGCCGACGCUGUUUGGCAAGCCAAAGUUCUGUUGUAUGCGUCUGCAUUACAGGAGUGAAGAGACAAGCGGAUAUUUUCACACGCUUCGUGCAGCCACACGAAAUCCUGAGGAUGACGGCAAGGAUACACUGCAAUGCAUUGCUGAGAUGCUUCGAAUUACAAAGCAGGCCAGGGGGCUGGACCUACUGGUGGUUGAAAAGAAGCUGGAGAGGCGUCAGAGCAGACCUCAUGAAGACAUAAUGGGAAUUCAGAACAAAAACUGUGAGCAGGUGCAGGGCAGCUCUGGGCUUGCUCAAGGUAAAAGUUUCCUUCUCAACAAAUUCUCCUCUCUGAACCAGAAAGUCAAACAGACCAAGACGAGCGUAAACAUUGGCCCCUUCAGGCCCCUCGGAAAGCUCGGAAACUUUGCUAAGCCUGAUGUGAAGGUCAAUUUCCUGAAGCCGACCAUGCACGUCAACCUGUGGAAGUCGGACAGCAGCUUAGAGACAUCUGAUGGCAACAAUCCCAGCACUUUUAAAGAUAUCACUGAUGCAAAUUUUGAUCUCUCUGAUGACUCUGACUCCUAUAAUUCUGACCCAGAGCAUCCGUGCAUUGGCUCCUUUGAAAAUGUGGACUAUGUGCUGCCCAGCUGUGGCAUCGUAGCAUCAAACACUCGACUGGGCAGUCGCUCCCAGUCCAUCGGUAGCAUGGAGCUAAAUAUCCCCUCUGUUAUCCGCGUCAGUGACUGUGAAGACAAGUCCCCAGGUUCCGCCUCAAUAGCAGAAGAAGCCAUUCUGAUUGACUUUGGUACUCCCAUCGAUGCCUACUGCCAACAGUUUGUCCAGGAUGCACAGACCAAACCCGUCAAGGUGUUUGGAGAGCAGCCGUCUGCAUCUGCCCAUCCAAUUAAGCCCCCAGUGCCUGUGCAGGAUACAAGCUCAGCGGACCCCAAGCAGCCAAGCACAAAGCAGGAGGAGCCGCUUCCCCCCAGGCCAUCCGAGCUGGACGUCCAAUCCACUACCUCUGCUUCCAACCUCCUUACCGUUCAGAGGUCCAGUUCUGCCAUCUCAGUAGGCUCUCAGAAAAGCCUGGGGUCGCAGAUGGAGGGCAGCCUCGGCCCUUCGCCUGCUGACAGCAACGGCAGCCGGGUGGUGUCACCUUUUGCCAAGAUCAAGAGCUCCAUGGUCCAGGUUGCCAGCCUCACCCAGGCGGGGCUCACUCAGGGCAUCAACUUUGCUGUGGCCAAAGUUCAAAAGAGCCCAGAGCCAGAAACAGUCAGCGAGGUCCAGGAGAGUGAUUUAAAGGCAAUGUUUACACAGUGUCAGACGAGGAUCAUUCAGAUCUAGCACUUCUCUUUUAGCAGGAGAAACUAGCUCUGUGCUAGCAGUAGCAAUGGCUCGGACUGAACCUCACUCCUUAGCCAACACAUGUGGCCUCAGUUUUGCCCUUCAUGUCGGCGUUGACUCUGGAAGUGUACACCAUUCUAAUGUGACAGUGAAUGUUUACAUGCACAAAUGUACUUUUUUUUUUAGUUUUUAUCCAUCCGUUUUCUACCGCUUGUCCCUUUCAGGGUCGCGGGGGGUGGGGAGGCUGGAGUUUGAGACUACAAAAUCAGGCACUGUCAAUUUUAUAUAUCAGUCCAUAUAUUUUCUAGGGAUGUUUUGACUUUUGAAACCACUCCUGACAUAAGUCUUACUGAGCUAAUUAAGUUAAAAUAUGUGCAUCAAAAUUAUUUACUUUAAUGGUUAACUGAAUAAAAAUCCAAAUUGACAAGAAUGAAUAAAGCUAUUAAGUUUGAAUGAUGUGCAUGUAAACACAACACUGUCCUUUGUUGUCCACAAAGCUCGCAUGAAAGGUUGACGCUAAAACGACCGACUUUGACAGGGCAUUAUUAGCUACAUGAUGGCAGAGCAGCUCUGGAUUACUUAACAUACUUUAGUUGCCCGGUAUGUGCAGGCCACCUAUUGGUAUUUGUGAUACAGACCUCGUAAUAAACUUGACCAAAUAAUAA